Molecule: messenger RNA, 2230 nt
Organism: Nematostella vectensis (starlet sea anemone)
Lineage: Eukaryota; Metazoa; Cnidaria; Anthozoa; Actiniaria; Edwardsiidae
Product: transmembrane protein 104
Exons: 10
Coding region: 129-1574 (481 amino acids)
Source: RefSeq, a predicted model, not a curated record
UCGUAGCACAUUGCAGCACUCGCAAGUCUUGUGACACAUUACGACAGAAUCUCUGAUCGAAUGUUUUGAAAGUUGCAUCGCAUUUUACGGUGAUUUCUAACAUCUUGAAGUGUACAAGCAAGAGCGCCAUGCCUGCCGUCACAGAGACCGGCGACCUGUAUUCGUCUCCAGUAGCGUUUGUUUAUGUGUUCAAUCUGAUUAUCGGGGCCGGUGCUCUGACGAUGCCUAAAGCGUUUGCUGGCGCCGGAUGGAUCGUCUCCACUGUCUUGAUCUGUGUUUUGUGCGGCAUGAGUUUCAUUACAUCAACCUUCAUGGUGGAAGCGAUGGCUGCCGCAAAUGCUCUUUUAGUCGUCCAGAGACGUGAGAAAAAGGAAUAUGAUGGUCUAGUUAGUCAAUCCGUCACGCAGAGUAGCAAUGUUGCAGAAGUUGAGCCACUUUUGAAUUCCUACAAGGUUGAUAUGAAGGAAAAUAAUUUAUACGACAUUAAAGUCAGAGUAGAAAUGGGACAGAUGGCCAAGUUGUUUUACAAUAAAUGGGGACUUAAGCUAUUCUACUUGUGCUUAGUGGUGUAUCUAUAUGGGGACCUGGCAAUUUAUGCUGCAGCUGUUCCAAAGUCUUUAACACAGAUAUCAUGUGGAACUCUUUAUAGCCAUGUCAACCAGACAAAUGGGACGUCUGAUGAACUUGCCCCAUGCUGGGGCACCCUCUCCACUGGUAACGUCUACAGAAUUUAUCUGCUGAUAUUCUCUCUGGCACUGGGUCCAUUUUCGUUCUUCAACGUGCAAAAGACAAAGUACCUGCAGUAUCUAACUACCCUCUUGAGGUGGAAAGCCUUCAUAAUGAUGAUAGUCCUCGCGACAAUGCUCAUCGCUGAACAAAAACAGACCACCACGCAUGCUCCAGUAGCCGCUGACCUGUCAGGGGUGCCGAGCCUGUUCGGCGUGUGUGUGUACUCGUUCAUGUGCCAGCACUCCCUCCCCUCCCUCAUCACUCCUGUCAGAAACAAGUCGCGCCUGACGUUGCUCUUCGUGUCGGAUUUCACCAUCAUCCUCAUCUUCUACGCCGUGCUCUCCUUCACCGCCAUGUUCGCAUUUGGGGACCUGAAGGACUUAUACACGCUGAAUUUCGUGAUUUACAGCAACGCCUACGUGCGGUAUUUCCUUGCGCUAUUCCCAGUCUUCACUCUGAGUACCAACUUCCCCAUCAUCUCCGUCACCUUGAGGGAUAACCUGAAAAACCUGUUUUACCGGGAAGGCAGGCCUUACCCCUGGGUGAUUGACAGGCUUGUUUUCCCACUUGUCGCCAUUCUCCCUCCGAUCCUCGUCGCGUUCAUUACACAAAACCUGGAGUUCCUCGUCGGUGUGACCGGAUCUUACGCGGGGGCUGGGGUCCAGUAUCUAAUACCCGCUUCCCUUGUGUACUGCGGGCGUAAGAAGCUAAGGACGCUUCUAGGUUGCUAUGACAACAAGCAUCGGUCCUUGCUUCGUCAUAGGACGUGGUUGUUCUUUGUAUACGCCUGGACUUUUAUAUGUGUUGCCUUGGUAACGGUGUACCAUAUAAUUUCUAAGAAGUAGUGCUCGCAUGACGAUGACGUUAUCAAUUUUCCUAGACUCACUCAUAUGACGUCAGAAAUUUUCCAAGACUAACUCACAUGACGUCAUCAAUUUUUAAGAAUCACUCAUAUGACGUCAUCAAUUUUUAAGACUCAUUCACAUGACGUCAUCAAUGAAGGUCCUUACAAUAUAGCAACCACCUAAUCCGGAAUGUUAACGCGUUUGUUAUAUAGUGCCUACCUGUUCCCACAAGGAGGUAAACGCAAGCGCAACACAAGUAACACAAGCGCAACACAAGUGCAACUCCAGUGAAAAUCGCUCAAAUCGGUUCCCUCUGUCGCGCGGUUGAUCUUACUCUGGCGUUCCAGUGAGAAUCGAAAAUUACGCGCUUUGCGGAUGCGUCCCACUAAAUGGCGUUCGAGGCUUUGGGGUCACUGUGCUCAUUUGAUCUGCGAAGAGGCCUGUAGCUGGUUUACAGUAUUAUUUUCGGGGGAGGAUGGGGGGGAGGGGGGGUAAGGGUUUGGGUGGCUCAGGUAACACAACCUUUUCAUUUGCUUAGCCAGAAAUAUUGGUAUUAUUUAUUAUUUUUUUUUGGGGGGGGGGGGGCAUGGAGCUAUUUGCUUUAAUAAUAAUUCCCCUCUUGUUCCCCUUUAAUUAUUAAACGAUAAUAUGUCCAA